This is a messenger RNA of Pygocentrus nattereri (red-bellied piranha), 4674 nucleotides long. RefSeq names its product RAB42, member RAS oncogene family a (gene rab42a). The transcript has 2 exons. The coding region runs from base 205 to 846 and encodes 213 amino acids. The record is from RefSeq and is a predicted model, not a curated record. Gene Ontology annotation, molecular function: GTPase activity; GTP binding. NCBI's taxonomy places the organism in Eukaryota, Metazoa, Chordata, Actinopteri, Characiformes, Serrasalmidae. Gene Ontology annotation, cellular component: Golgi membrane. Gene Ontology annotation, biological process: Rab protein signal transduction.
CGUGACUGCAGCAGCAGCAGUGCUCGCGCACACGCGCCACCCUCUUCCUCCUCCUCGCCGUCUGCCUCAGUGUCCUCAAUGUAAACACAGCGCCCGCGCGCUUCUGUUGUUGUAAUUUUGGGGGGUUUUUUUGCGCGCGCCUCGCCUUUUUUUUGCGCACCUGUCGUUCUGCGCGCGCCUCGCCUCGCCUCGCCUCGCCAUGCCAUGGAUAUCCUGUGGCAAUACCAGUUCAGGAUCAUCUUGCUGGGCGACUCCACCGUGGGCAAAUCCUCGCUGCUCAAACGGUUCACGGACGGCGUGUACAGCGACGUGGCUGACCCCACGGUCGGCGUGGAUUUCUACGCGCGCUCGCUGGACAUCGAGCCUGGGGUGAAGAUCAAGCUGCAGCUGUGGGACACCGCCGGCCAGGAGCGAUUCAGGUCCAUCACCACUUCCUAUUAUCGCAACUCGGUGGGCGGCCUCCUGGUCUUUGACUUGACUAAUCGGAAAACCUUCGACCACGUGCGGGAGUGGCACCGCGAGGUCAGCGAGCACAUCCUGCCGCACCACAUGGUCUACAUCCUGGUGGGCCACAAGAGCGACCUGAGCCGGGAGCGCAAGGUGUCUCGGGACGAGGCGGAGCAGCUGGCGGCCGAGCUGGGCGUGCGCUACGUGGAGACGUCAGCCAAGUGCAAUAGCAACGUGGAGCGCGCCUUCGAGCUGCUCACGCGUGACAUCUACGAGCUGAUGAAGAUGGGAGAGAUCUCCACCCGCGACGGCUGGGACGGCGUGAAGAGCGGCCUGACCGCCAAGGUCCUGUACCCGGCCGAGGAGGAGGCAGAGAGGGAGAAGAGCUGCAACUGCUGACUCGGGCCGACCGCACUUUAACCUUUCACCUGUUUGUGUCCGUGUCAGUCUGUCGCUCACUUUUCACGCCUUCGCUCCCUGUGUGAGGCCUCGGCGAGGGCCCAGUGACGUCAUCGCACCACUCGCCCCUGCACUGUCGUCGUCGUCGGUCUCCACGCUGGGAAAAUGCUGUUUCGUGAACUAAGCCUCUCUGAAUUGGAUAGACCUCAGGUUGGAUAAAUCUGAGCCCGGAUGGACAGAGCACAGCUCUGAGGGAGAGCCAUCAGAUACAGGGAGAUAUCUCAGAAGUGUCGUUGUUGAAACACCUGGCGCCAGACUUCUGUUUUUAUGUUCACAGGGUUCCUUAUGUUCUCUUCCAGCUGUAAAGCUCUUGUUCCUUUUGUCGUAUUGUGAUGAGACCCUCAGAGGCCAUGGCACACUGACCCAACAUGCCAACUAAUUAGGGAUGUGCAUUCUGACUGAUUUUGAUCUGUAAGAGUUAAAGUGUGGAUUUUUGGUGAACUGUGGAGAACAAAAAUUAUUCAGCUGACAAUGAGUUCUCAUAAUUAGAGCGUCCAUUGUGAUGCCCUUUUCUAAAAUCUUUACGUUAAAUGGGGGACGGACACCCCUAGAUUGGCACCAGUGCCUAAAUAAUUAGCUAGUAUAGUAUAGUAUAGUACAGUAUAGUAUAGUAUAGUAUAGUAUAGAUAGUAUAGUAUAGUAUAGAUAGUUAGCUAUAACCACUUUUCCACUGCAUGGUAUCCGCUCAACUCUGCUCUAAUCGGUUUCGACCAGGCAAAUAUGGUACCUGAUACCUGGUAAUGGGUACUGUUUUCGGUACCACCUCCAUCAAGGUUCUGGUCUGAAAACCAGAAUCGUCUCAUCGUCUCAAACCAGAAUCGUCUCAUCGUCUCAAACCAGAAUCGUCUCAUUGUCUCAAAACCAGAAUCAUCUCAUCGUCUCAAAACCAGAAUCCUCUCAAAACCAGAAUCGUCUCAUCUUCUGAAACCAGAAUCGUCUCAUCGUCUGAAAUCUGAAUCAUCUCAUCGUCUCAAAACCAGAAUCCUCUCAAAACCAGAAUCCUCUCAAAACCAGAAUCGUCUCAUCGUCUGAAACCAGAAUCGUCUCAUCGUCUGAAAUCUGAAUCGUCUCAUCGUCUCAAAACCAGAAUCGUCUCAUUGUCUGAAAUCUGACGUGGUUUUUGCCAAACGUUCCUGUUGUUUUCGGCAGUCUUUUGUCUCGCUGUCAUCAGCCUCUUCUGAACAAAACGCCUCCUUCACGUCAGCAGUUUCAUUUGGCAUCGCUAUGACGACCAGCUGCAUGGAGGAGGUGCUGUAUCUGCAGUGGAAAAUGAAGUAGCUGGUACCAGAAGCGAGUAAAGUUGAGUCGAGUGGAGUCGAGCCGAGUUCAACUGGUACCAUGCAGUGGAAAAGCGGCUUACGCUAAUGAGGGAGGCAGGACAGCAGUGGCGCAGCUUCGUGCCUGAACCUGUCGCGUAAUCCCAACUGGCAGGAAAUCUAAACCCAUUCUGGUUUGGUUUGAUGAAAAUACACCACAAAAGCCACUUUAAUCUUCAAAAGAAAUGCUAACAUUAGCCUAGAUUGUGGGGCGUUAAUGGAAUUCCUGUUUUUUAGGACAGAGGACCAAAAUCCAAGACGAUCCAGGAAAAUCCCGUACAGUACACAAACGGGCUGAACCCGUGUCCGUGUGGUGGUGCUAGCAGGCUCAAAGCAUCAGAAAGGCGUGGCAGUAAACAAAACUGUACGUUUAAAAACGAGCUCUGCCGCUCAAGAGAAAUUGUGUAGCCACACCAGGCUAAACUGGUAGCAACUGUUAGCAUUAGCUCGUUAGCACAGCUAAGCAGGCUUCGCUAACGAGCUAAUGCUAACAAUACGAACCAGCGCUGCGGCGGAAGACUCGUCGGUUUCUUCUCCUCAGUGGAUGAUGUGCCCACAUGUUAGUUUGUGAGGGUAACACUGAGAACAGUGACAUAUCUGUUCAAAGUUUUCGGUUCUAGCUAACAGCAGCUAGAGUAGUUAGCCUAGCUAAGACAGGCUAUCUCAGUCUGGUUCUAACGGUGUGUCUUUAGCAAUGCGCUCACGCUGAGGCACUUCAUGCUUUGUAGUGGCAAAGCAGAAAUGACUGCAUCUUAAAUUCAACCAAAACUUCAAAGCAGUUGCUGAAUUGUUAGUUUCUAUAUGUUCUCUUGACGUUCUGCGAUGAAGAGAAACUCCUACGUGAAUUUCUGUGAUUUCAGCAUUCGAACACUGGCACCUGGAACCGUAACAGAGUACUCGAGUACCCGUGCGCAUCCCUACAGUAUAGACCCUGAUGUUCUUCUGUGGGGGGGUCAACUUUAUUUUGUUAUAGUACAAGAGGAAAUAACCAGUGUGGAGAACAUUCUAGAACCAUGUCAGUGAAGUGUUUUAGGAUGGUAUGAAUGAAAGAAGGACAUUCUAGAACGCUGUGAAUGGAGUGUUUUAGGACGGUGUUAGUGAAGGAAGAAUGUUCUACAACAGUGUGAAUGAAGGAACAACAUUCUCAAACUGUGAAAAAUUCUAGAACCGUAUGAGUGUGGAAGACAAUCUAGAACAAUGUGAAUGGGGGGGGUUAAAUAAUGUGAAUAGAGGGAGAAUGUUCUAGAACAGUGUGAAUGGAGAGAGAGAACAGUCUAGAACAGUCUGAAUGGAGGGAGAGCAUUCUAGAACUGUGUGAAUGGGGAAAAGGUUCUAGAACCGUUAAUGGGGAGAGAACAUUUCAAAACAAUGUAAAUUGAGGAAGAACAUUUUCAAACUGUGAACAGGAAAAGAUUCUAGAACAGUGUGAGUGGGAAAGACAAUCUAGAACAUUUUGAAUAAGGGGGGAGAAGAACUGAAUGGAGAGAGAGAGAGAACAUUCUAGAACAGUGUGAAUGGAGGGAGGAUGUUCUAGAACUGUGUAAAUGGGGGAAAGAUUCUAGAACUGUUAAUGGGGAGAGAAAAUUUUAAAACAAUGUAAAUUGAGAGGGGACGUUCUAGAAGAGUGCGAAUGGGAAAACAUUCUAGAACCGUGUGAAUUAAGAGAAAACGUUCUGGAAAGGUUUGAACGGGGAGAACUUUUUAAAACUGCAUGAAUAGAUGAAGAACAUUCUAGGACAUUCGGCCUCCUUCACCACCAUGUUCUUAAGUGUGUUCUUGAGGAAGAUCAAGUCCAUGUCGGAUUCAUGACGUGUUCUUGUGGCGCAGAACUGUUCUCACCUUUGUGCUCUUGAGUCUACGUAGAUUCUGUUCUCUCACCCAAGAGCAAAUCCCAGACAAGAGAACGUCGGAGAGUCAGAGUCUUCGUCGAAACUGCGUAAACCGGGUUCAAGAAGAAAUUUCUUCUGAAGAACAUUUGGUGAACGAGGCCCGGUGUGAGUGUGGAGAGCGCUCUAGAACAGCGUGAAUGGAGAGAUGAUUCUAGAACAGAGUGGGGUAAGAACAUUUCUGCGCCAGUGUGAAUGCGGGAGAACACGUUUUGUGUUCUAGAGCCACACGUCUGGGUUUGUUGGCAUGUGCUGGGUCAGUGCGCCGAGGCCGUGACGGUCCCUCUGUGGAAAACUUUACACGUUGAUCUUUUUCCACUGGAAUUACUUUUAUUUUACGUUUAACUGCUUUUAUUUAUUUCCCUCCUUCUUUAUUUCAUCUCUGCUGUACAUAUUUCCAGCUUUCUCAGCGAAACGAGUCACACAUGAACUUAGAUUUUAAAUAGGUUGCAUACUUUACAGCACAGCUACGAUGUAAACAUGGGCAAAGGCCUCGGGAAAACUGGGGUGUCCCGGUUUGUGUGAUUGGCACCUGUUGUGUUUUUUUUUUUUGUUUUUUUUUUGCG